Messenger RNA from Gryllus bimaculatus (two-spotted cricket), 2571 nucleotides. The record is from the annotation of a GenBank genome assembly. NCBI's taxonomy places the organism in Eukaryota, Metazoa, Arthropoda, Insecta, Orthoptera, Gryllidae.
ACCAAGUUCAUGUGUGAAGUCAACGCCAUCUAGACCAAUCUACACUUCACUUACACUAUGUAAAUACAACCUGCUUGUAGAGGCUUGUAGAUGUCGAAAGUGGAAAGCGCGUUGUGCCACAAAGUUUGUGGCUGUAUUUAUGUGCGAGCGUUGUUCCUCUUUCGUAUAACCUCAAUGUGUUCUUCAAAUAGAAGCAUAAGUGUUUUUUGAUUACAUUAAAGAUAAGAGUAUACUGGUUUUGUAUAUAUUCUGUUUUUAUGGUAUGGAAGUUACUGUUGAACAUUCUAUCCCACUAGAUAUAUUGGACGAUUUGUGCAGCCGUUUUAUCAUAAAUGUACCUGAGGAAGAGAGAAAAGAUCUUGUGAGGAUUUGCUUUCAAAUUGAACUGGCACAUUGGUUUUAUUUGGAUUUCUAUUGUGCUGAGGGAAACAAUUUGAAGCCAUGCGGUAUGAAAGAAUUCACUGCGCAUAUUUUUCAGCGUAUUUCAUAUCUGAAGCCCCAUCUGCAAAGUCUUGAUUCUGUUCUGGAACAGUGGAGAGAAUAUAAACAAUCAGUGCCAACAUAUGGGGCAAUUCUUUUGAAUGAAGAUCUUUCCCAGGUGCUGUUGGUUCAGAGUUAUUGGGCCAAGUCGUCAUGGGGAUUUCCAAAAGGGAAAGUUAAUGAGGAGGAAGAUCCUUGUCACUGUGCUGUCAGAGAGGUUCUCGAAGAAACUGGUUUUGAUAUCAGUAAAUUUAUAGACAAGAAUGAAUAUAUUGAAUCAACCAUAAAUGAUCAACUAGUAAGACUAUAUAUUAUUACGGGAAUUCAAAAGGACACAAAGUUUCAACCCCGUACACGUAAUGAAAUAAAGAGCGUUGAGUGGUUUACAAUUGCUGAUUUGCCUGCAAAUAAAAAAGACAUGACUCCUAAAGUGAAAAUAGGAGUUGGUCCAAAUUCAUUUUUUAUGGUUGUGCCAUUUAUUAAACGUUUGAAGAAAUGGAUAUUUGAUAAGCAACAAAAGAAGAUUCAGGGUACAAGACGUCAUCGUCAUAAGUCAGUUGGAGAAGUUGAAACAAGUCAACCCAAAACUAGAAAACAGCAAAUGCAUUUUUCUCAAGUUAUUCAGGUUGAAGUACAAGCAGUUCAAUUAAUGCGACAACAAAAAGCAAACACAUCUCCUCCUCGAAAUGUACGAAGACAAGAAAAUAACAGAACUCAUAAAGCUACUUUCAAGAGGCAAUUAUUUCAGGAUGAUGACAAAUUGGUAAAUAAGAGUUCGCAACCCAGUGCCAACAAGAAUUGUCUGCCUGCACAUGAAAAACUCACUUAUACGUCAAGUGAUUUACGUUUCUCUGCCUCAGCAUGGCUAAACUUUCAGUUUGAUUACCAAGCUAUCAUUAGCUGUUUUAACUAAUUACAGUUUCAAGUUGUAGAAUCUGUAAGUAUCAAAUUGUCUUAUAGAAUACAUUAUUGUAAAUGCAUUUGAAUAUUUUGCAUUUACUAUUUAUAAUGUGAAUUUUUUAUUUUUAUAUAAAAACAUAAAUAUCUAAAAAUGUAUUUAUUAAUUGCACGCUGAAAGAUGUAUUAAAUCUUACCUGGAAGAUUUGAUAUGUUAGCCAAAAUAAACUGUCUUAUUUUUUAAUAUAAAUUGUUUGUGCUACCAACUAUUUCUAUGUUAUGCGUUGGAAUGCUUUUAUAUUUUUUUGUCACAUGCUCAAAUAUAUAAAUGCAGAAGUUAUAUUAUAGAAAGUGGUCACUAGUCAUCUUUAUUAUGGGAAUGUCAAAAUAAGUUUUAACACUGGUUAAUUUUUUAAAGAUUUCUUGUGUUAAUAAAAAAAAUUGGAAGGAAAAAAUAACUGCAAUCUUAAACUAAAAAACAUGAAAUAUGUCAAAAUAAUUAAAGAGUGAUUUAUAACAAUUAUAUUCAUUAGUAGUGAUAAGAAUGAGCUUUCAUGCAUUUGUUAAUGAAAAACAAAACUUCGCAAAUUAUUUGGUGUUGAGGUUAUUGAAAGGUUGUUGUUCCCAUUACCUGAUAUUUGGUGUUUACAUGACAAAGAAAUAGUCACUUGUUAGACUUUGUUGGUAUGUAGAUCUGCCCUUUGAAAUGGUAAUUUAUUUGGUAUCAAUUUAUUUUAUGUUUUCAAAAUAACAAAAGUGCUUUUUCCAUUAAUAGUGAAACUAAAGAAUUCAAGAUUAAUUGUAAAUUUCAAGAUAUUUAUGUAAGUUUCAAUUAUUUUUAAAGAUAUAGAAAAUUCAAUGGAUUUGAUCUCAUUUUUUUGAAACCUGAGUCUUAUUAAACUAAUUUAUUGUUACUGCAGAUAUCGUAUGUAGAAACGGUGCUAGUUGGUAUUGGUAUGUGUGAGAACAGAGAUAGUUUUGUUUUUUCUGUUGAGAAAUCAAUUUGUUUUAUUUGGAAAAUCUGUUACAUAUUUUGACAGGUUUCUGCUGGAGACAAAGUAUAAUUCAUAUUGACUCAUUAUUUCAUAUAUAGUACGAGUACUUUGUUUUAUGCAAAGAGCACAAAAAUCAACCUGUUGUACAGUAUUUUUGUAACUGAAGUGAAAUAAAUGUUUUACUAAUUGAUUGUUCUGU